UCUGAGUUGAAACAUUAACUAACCUACAAACAACAAUAUUAAAGUAUAAUUUUAAAAAGCUAUGUAUCUAAGCAAAUCGAAAUUUAUAAUAUUAAGUCAUUAGCUUUAUCGUUAUUAUGUUUUCGUGCCGAUUAACACAUUUUGAUGUUCACUUAUGCAAUAGAAACAUAUACAACGCCAGGCGUCAACUACAUCGUCGGGAUAAUUCGAAAACUGAACAGAUUGCGAAAAUUACCAGAGGCUUAGCACAGAAACAUUCGGAACCCAAUCCUGAAUACCAUCAUGCACCUCGUAGUUAUGUGGAGAACUAUAUAAAGCAUCAUCUACGCAAUGGCUUCACGGAACCAACAAUGUUCCAUCGUAAUCCCCGAUAUCGCUGGAUCGAUUUCCGUCGACGGAUGGUAUAUGGCACCUACGACAUAUAGCCACUAUUUUCGACUAUACUCAAGGAUUAUAUAUUCAUUAUGCUAUCUGUGGAGUCGUGUACUGAAAUGAAAUAUCCAUUCAGAGGAAUCUCAAUUAAAAUUACAGGUAUUUGUGUAAGCAGUCAGCCACAGCUAUCAGCGUGUAAUACAAGUGUCCAGAGAUCUCAAUGUUUAGAUAUAAGUAAAUUAUUUACAGAGUCCAGAAAUAAAAUCUUUCUUUAAAAAUUAAAAUAGAA
Molecule: messenger RNA, 661 nt
Organism: Drosophila sulfurigaster albostrigata
Lineage: Eukaryota; Metazoa; Arthropoda; Insecta; Diptera; Drosophilidae
Exons: 1
Coding region: 117-425 (102 amino acids)
Source: RefSeq, a predicted model, not a curated record